This is a messenger RNA of Drosophila albomicans, 5701 nucleotides long. It is a transcript of the gene Br140, whose product is annotated as bromodomain-containing protein homolog. Gene Ontology annotation, cellular component: MOZ/MORF histone acetyltransferase complex. Gene Ontology annotation, molecular function: protein binding. The record is from RefSeq and is a predicted model, not a curated record. NCBI's taxonomy places the organism in Eukaryota, Metazoa, Arthropoda, Insecta, Diptera, Drosophilidae. Gene Ontology annotation, biological process: regulation of transcription by RNA polymerase II. Bases 283 to 4620 code for a protein of 1445 amino acids. The transcript is spliced from 4 exons.
GGCAUGCUAGGGCCCAACCGGUGCUGUAAAAUACUCAAAUACAUUGUUAAAAUUCGCCAGAAAUUCGCAAGCCAGCGAAAAUUGAGGAAUAACCAAAGGUAAACAACACAAGCCAAGUGCGCGCGUUGCGUUAACAACAAAUUAACGAUGUAUAUAUGAGAAAAGUGCACGCGGCACACGCAGACGACACUUGUCACCACAGAGGAACCAAUACUACAGCGUAUUUAACACGCACACACACACAAUCACGGAACACACUCACACGAAAGCAGAGAAUAAGCAAUGGGCCUCGACUUUGAUGUCGUGGAGUACUGUAAAGGUGUGAAAACAAAACAGUCGCUACCGCCAUUUGGUUGUCCGGUGCGCGACUGUGAUCGCAGCUACAAGACGCUCGUUGGCCUCCAGGGCCAUCUCACCAACUACGAUCACGACAAUCCGCAACCCUUGACGCCCAUACUGAAGCCCAAUCGAAAAAAGGCGCGCUCAUCUCGCGCUCUCCAUUCUACGCCCAAAGGCAAUGACAGCGGCAGCGGCGGUGGUGAUGGUGGCGGUAUCGGAGGUGGUGGUGCCACCAAGAACAACGAUAGUGAAUUUUCCAACGCUGCCCAUCGCAACGUUCACUGCAAUCCCGAAUCCCUUGUGUCGUACAAUGAACUGGAGGCCACGGUCACCUUUAACAUCGAUGGAAAGAGCGUGCGACUGGGCAUCGAUGAUCCGCUACCCAUCGUGGAUGACGAAGAGUUUGUGCGACUGGUGGAGCGCGGUUGCAUAUUAAAUGCGGAUGCGCCGCCGCUGGAGGAGAAGGCGUCGUGGGCCAAGGUGCAGGUGCCCGUGGCGAAUGUACGUGAAAUUGCUGACUACCAUGUGCCUGAUGCUCCAGUUCGUCCGCUGGCCUAUUAUCGUUUCAUUGAGAAGUCUGCCGAGGAGCUGGACGGCGAGAUCGAAUACGAUGUGGAUGAGGAGGACUCCGCGUGGCUGGAGCAUAUGAAUGAGCAGCGGGCCAAGCAGAAUCUCAAUGCCAUUGGCAUCGAUACCAUGGAACUGCUGAUGGAUCGCCUCGAAAAGGAAUCACAUUUCCAAGCAGCGGCCAAUGGCACGCCCACGGGCGUAGAGGUCGAUGACGAUGCCGUCUGUUGCAUUUGCCUCGAUGGCGAGUGCCAGAACACCAACGUGAUACUCUUCUGCGACAUGUGCAACCUGGCUGUGCAUCAGGAUUGCUAUGGCGUACCCUAUAUACCCGAGGGUCAGUGGCUCUGUCGUCGUUGCCUGCAAUCGCCCAGCAAGGCGGUUAACUGUGUGCUCUGUCCCAAUGCCGGUGGCGCCUUCAAGCAGACGGAUCACGGGCAAUGGGCGCAUGUUGUGUGCGCCUUGUGGAUACCCGAGGUGCGUUUCGCCAACACCGUGUUCCUGGAGCCAAUUGAUUCUAUUGAGACCAUACCGCCUGCUCGCUGGCGUCUCACGUGCUAUGUGUGCAAGGAGAAGGGCCUGGGCGCGUGCAUUCAGUGCCAUCGGAACAGCUGCUAUGCCGCCUUUCAUGUGACGUGUGCUCAGCAGGCGGGCCUCUAUAUGACCAUGGACACGGUCAAGGAUGGCCACAACGAUAGCUCGGUGCAUGUGCAGAAGUUCGCCUACUGCCACGCCCACACGCCCGCCGAUGCCAAGCUAAAGACCAAUGUGCCCGACUUCGAGGACACGCGCCUCAAGAUGCGCGAGGCACGCAAGGCGCUGGCCAAGAAGCGUUCGACGGCGCCGGUGGUCUUGAUACCCACGAUACCACCGGAUCGUGUGCAGGAAAUUGCGAGCAUGGUGCACAUGCAAAAGAAGAAGGAGUUCCUCGAUCGCAUCAUUGCCUACUGGACGCUCAAGCGACACUAUCGCAACGGUGUACCUCUGCUGCGACGCCUCCAGAGUCAAGGCAAUAAUCAUGGCGUGAUUCAGCGCAACGGGAUCGAGGGCUCGCCGGACACCAAGGAGCUGUACCGACAGCUUAAGUACUGGCAGUGUUUGCGACAGGAUCUGGAGCGAGCGCGACUGCUGUGCGAGUUGGUGCGCAAGCGGGAGAAAUUGAAGGUGGCCUUCGUUAAGAUCUCCGAGGAGGUGGUAAUGCUACAGCUGAAUCCCUUGGAGUCGGCGCUGGGCAAGCUGCUGGAUGCGCUGGAGACACGCGACACCAUGGAGAUCUUUCGGGAGCCAGUGGACACCAGUGAAGUGCCCGAUUAUAUGGAUAUUGUGAAACAUCCCAUGGACUUGGGCACAAUGCGAACGAGGCUCAAAGAUUGCCGCUAUACAUCGCUGGAACAGCUGGAGGCAGACUUUGAUCUGAUGAUACAGAAUUGUUUGGCGUACAACAACAAGGAUACGGUGUUCUAUAGGGCAGGCAUACGGAUGCGCGAUCAGGCGGCGCCAUUGUUUGUACAGCUGCGCAAGGAGCUGCAGCGCGAUGGACUGCUGGAGCGCAAUCAGCGCUCGCAUGUGGAUCAUGUGGAGGGCGAGGUGGAGCAGGAGUUGCGACAGCUGCUGGCGGCGCCACCCAGCGAAGAUGUUGUACAAAAGUUGCUCAUACUCGCCGACAAGUCGCAGGUGCUUAAGAAUCCCAGCUAUCGCACCAAGAAGAUCAAGCAGAUUCGCUUGGAAAUCACGCGGAUGCGCAAAGCGCUGCAAAAAGCGCGCUUUGCAGCGCGACAUGCGGCACAUGCGCAUUCCCAGACCGACGACGAUGAGGACGAGGAUACGGGCGUGACGCCGUCCAAGAAACGCACACGCAAACGCCUCAACAGCAGCGCCAUGGAUUUGGACGAGUCACAGGAUAUGCAGGUGCAUCACAACGAUGACGACGAGGACGAUGACGAUGACUCCGAAGAUGAUUCAAUGGCCGAAGAUAGUAUCAGCAAAAAUGCUGGCCAUAUGGCACAAACGCCGCCCUGCAGUCCCGUCAAGAGUCUCAACAACAGCAGCUCUCCCGUGGGCAUUAAUCGAAGGACGGCAAUACUGUUGACGCGCAAGGCGCAAGCGGCGCUCAAGCGACCCUCGGAGCAACUGACAACGCCCGUCAAGGAGGAGCAUCACAAUUCUCAGUCAUCCAGCGCACAGUCAACGAGCGCCAGCUCGAGUUCAACAACGACGGCAGCCACAGCGGCAUCCAGCAUGCUGAAUGCAUCGCUUGCGACUGCCACGCCCACGGCUGCCAGCAACUUUGCGUUGACGCACAACAGCACAAUGGCUGCCGGAGUUGCGGCCGCUGCAGCAGCUGCCUCUAGCCUGACGCCCACGACGUUGUCGGUCAAUAACAAGCUUAGCUUAAGCCUGGGUGGCAGUCUGGCGCUGGCCAAGUCACCGAAGCGACCUGCGCGCUAUCGUCGCCUGCCCUCGAUGUCGCCAAAGAAGUCUCCGAAUCCAGCGGCAACGCAACCAAGUGCUGCGGCAAUUGGAGCAACAGCUGCAGCUGCCGUGGAAGCUGUGCCCUUUGAGCGCAUACCGGAUAGCUUUCGAGUCUAUAGAGCGAACAAUCAGCGCGACGUCAGUGAUAGCGACGAUGCGCCCUCACAGUCAAGCAGUCCCUGCAGCAGCUGCUCCGACUUUAGCAUGUCCGGCAGCUGCUCGGACUUUGACAGCGACGAGGCGAGCGACGGCGAUGCGCAUAGCGAUGAUGGUGAUUCCGACAGCAUGAAGGGCAAUGUGAUGAACGAUGACUCGCAAGGGGAUUGCACAACGGAUGCCAUGGACUUGCAGCAUGCCACACUGAAUAAUACGCAGGGCAACGGCAACAUGGCCAUCAGCAGCAGUGACAGCAGUUCGGACAGUGACGAUGAGAAUAGUGCCGACAUGCUGGAUGCCAAUGCGUUGGCCAAACAGCGAAUCACACGCAGCACGCCAACACCCACGCCCUUGCAGGGGCGGGGCGGUGCAAUGGCUGCGGCCAGAGGACGUGGUAAGCGACGCAGUAAUCUCAGUGAAUCGACCAGCUCGACAGCAACGCCGCCGCCACUCAUACGCAAGGCCGGCAAGCUGAGAUCAGCGACGCCGAAUGCAUCGCCACUUGUAAAUAACAUAAAAUCGCGACGCAGCACGAUGACAGCGAGCGGCGGUCACAACAAUAGCAGCAGCACAGCCAUGACAACGACGCUGACGAACAACAACAAGAGUAAGCUGCAUCAUGAACUGGAGGAGACGGCAACGGUAGGUGUGGCUGGCGACUUGCUGGUGCGGCACAACAGCAGCUCACAGAAGGCAUCGCUAGAGCCGCUGCAGCUGGUGUGGGCCAAAUGUCGUGGCUACCCUUGGUAUCCGGCGCUUAUCUUGGACCCCAAGACUCCUAAGGGUUUCGUGUACAAUGGAGUGCCAUUGCCGGCGCCGCCAACGGAUGUGCUGGCGUUGCGCAAGAAUUGCAUCGAUGACGUUGUCUUUCUGGUGCUGUUCUUCGAUGUGAAACGAACGUGGCAAUGGCUGCCGGCGAAUAAGCUGGACAUCCUAGGCAUUGACAAGCAGCUGGAUCAGCAGAAGCUCGUUGAGUCACGCAAGCCCGCGGAACGGAAGGCCGUGAAGAAGGCCUAUCAGGAUGCGCUGCUUUACCAGAGUCAGGUAUCCGAUCUAGAGGGUCAAGGGCCCGAUCCCAUCAUGUGAAAGCUGUUUGCCCAACUGCAUUUGACGGUCAACUGUUAACCUGUUGAAUGUGCCGCCGACGCCCCCCGCCUUGUAAUUAUGUUAAAUCCAUAUUCGUUCCAUUACGAAUAUCAUUUCGAUUCGCUCUCGAAAUUGCCCAGCCAUAUGCAGAGUUAAGAAGGAACUCGGAUCGGAUCAGAUCGGAUGAAAGUGAGCUGAGCUGAGCUGGGAGCUAUUUGUAUUGUUACUGAAAAGGCCCUCCAUUAGUGUAUUUCGUUUACAUGCAUAUUUACUUUACUCUAUAUAUACGAUCAUUUCCUGUUUUAUGGGUAUUUCGAAUUCGAAUACGAUUUUCGAGUUUUCCACUCUUCGAAUUUCCAAUUUACACUGCAAGUGGCAAUUUUCUUUGUUUUGCUUUUAAACUCGCUUCUUAAACAAAAAUCUAUUGAAUUCUUAAUUGUACAAUUUUGUAAAGUUUAAUUCUUUCCCUUCAUCCUUUUGCAUAAUAGAGACAACAAGAAGAACAGCAACAAAUGGAAUUUAAAACCUCAAGACGUUUCACUAAAAAUCAAAUCAAUGUUUAAGUUAAAUAGUUUUAAGCAAACAAAAUCAAGAAAUUAGAAAAUAGUUAAGCGUAUAAAAAAUUGAAAAAAAAAAAAACAAAAAUUAUGUAAAAAGCAGCGACAACAUUUACAAAUAGCAUUAAAUUGUGUAUGUCAGUACGAGUGAGAGUGUGCCUGUGUAUAUGUGUGUAAAGUGUAUGCAUGUAUUUGUGUGUGUGUAUGUCUAUUAAGCGUGUUCCGUUUAUAAUUUCCGUAUGAACAAAUAUGCAAAAGUUUGAUUAUUAUUACGAUGUAUUACGACGACGAUGACGAUGAUAGUGAAGAUAACGCGACGAUUAUUAUUACUAUUAUCAUUAUUAUUAUUAUCAUUAUUAUUAUUGUCAUUAUUAUUAUUAUAAUUACAUUGUGUAAUUAAUGCAAAUUAUUAGGGUUUAAGUGAAAAGCGUAGACAAUUAAGUAUUGUAGUAGUUGCCCGUAACAAGAUUGAAUAUUGUUUAAAUUUAACGGUAAAGUAAAGUGCAGAAAAUAAAUGUUUUAAA